CGGGCAUCAAUGGUAAUCGCGAGCCUACACCUGUGGUAGAGACAUCGACCGAACGAUCCACAAGCCACUGAGACCCCAUCAAUCAGCCAGCCGCACCUACGACCGGAAACUCUAGCACUGGAACAAACUAAACGAAAUGUUGCCCACACCCUCGGUGCAGUCCGCUAGCAAGACUUACGGAUCACAUUUGGUAUUGCUGGUGUUUAAAGGGCAUUCGGGUAGCUUACAUGCGUUAUGCUUGCAAUUCCGAAGUAGCCAGGGGUCAGGUAUUCCUUUGGAGAUUCACUCUCACUUCUUAGGCCACCGUCAAAGUUAGAAUAUUUUGUGACCUAGAUAAGGAUGUAUCACUCAUCGUGUCUCUUACUCUCUUCGGCUUUACAUUCAAAACGACAAUUGUCUUGUCGUCGUGCUCAAGAUUUACCAUUAUUGAAAAAAUUCAUUGAGAUGUGCACAUUUCUCGCAUCCGUCUUCAAGGCUGAAACUAUCCCCCAUAGCUCACCAGAAAUCCCCGCAUGGGCUUCCAACUUCUGGGCUGCCCAACAAGCUUCAGUAACCCCAUUCUGCAUCUUCCAACCCCGCAACGCCAAAGAAGUCGUCGUGGUAGUGCUCGUAUCUAGGAAGCUCGGAUGCUCGUUUGCGGUGAAAAGCGGAGGCCAUGCGGCCUUCGCAGGCGCUUCGAACGUUGACGGUGGCAUCACUAUCGACCUCGCCCGAUUGGACGCGAUUGAGAUCACCGAUGACAAGAAGAUCGCGAAGGUAGGCGCUGGGAAUACGUGGUAUCGUGUUUACACCUCCCUGGAAGCAGAUCAACUAGCAGUAAUUGGAGGGCGAGUGGCUGAUAUUGGAGUUGGUGGGUUUACGUUAGGAGGCGGCAUUUCUUUCUUCUCCGGCUCCCACGGCUGGGGCUGCGACAACGUCGCCAAUUACGAACUCGUCACCGCCGCCGGCUCCAUCCUCCAAGUCAACCAGAAGUUCUACCCGGAUCUCUACUGGGCUCUCCGCGGCGGCGGCAGCAACGUCGGCGUCGUAACACGCUUCGAUCUUGAGACCUUCCCGCAAGGUUCCAUCUGGGGCGGAAGCCGCGUGUACAACGCCACGACGUAUGGGUCCGAUCUCAUCAAAGCAUUCGUGGACUUCGGAAACAACCCAGACGAGCACGCGGCGACCUGGCUCUCCUUUGUCAAAUUCCAGGGUGCCACGGUUAUGAGUAUCUUACUUAUGCAUGCUACUCCUGCUCCAAAUCCCCCGGUCUUCAAUGCCUACAAAGCUAUCCCGAGCCUCACAGAUACGACUAAGAUCCGCACUCUAGCAGACCUGACCCUCGAAACAAACGCCAGUAACCCGAAAGGUCGGCGGCAGUCCUACUGGAUGCACACUUUCAAAUUCAAUGUCCAGCUUAUCGAGUUCAUGACGGAAACGUAUCUCGAAGAAGUCGUGCCCGUAGAGAGCGUGUCAGGGUUGGAGUACCCACUCGUUCUGCAGUUCAUCACGAAAGAGACGCUUGUGAAGAUGCAGCGGAAUGGCGGAAAUGCGACGCCUCUGCCCAAAAAUGCGGAUGAUGGCCCGUUCCUGAUUAUGCAGCUCUGUCCGAUGUGGCUGGCGCAGCAGGACGAUGAGGCGGUCAUUGGGUCGAUUGUGGGGAUUUUGGAUAAGGUAGUUGGAAGGGCCAAGGAGACGGGAAUGUAUCGGGACGCUGACCAGGAAGCAGACAUGAAUUAUGGGAGCGACUACCAAGACGUGCUGGGCAGUUAUGGUGAAGACAACUAUGAGAGAUUGGAGAAGAUCGCGAAGAGGCAUGAUCCAAUGGGUGUUUUUCAGACGCUGAAUAAGGGGUACUUCAAGUUUGGGGGACCGCCGAAGGGGAGUUCGACGUAG
This is a messenger RNA of Mytilinidion resinicola, 1875 nucleotides long. RefSeq names its product FAD binding domain-containing protein. The coding region runs from base 340 to 1875 and encodes 511 amino acids. Lineage: Eukaryota; Fungi; Ascomycota; Dothideomycetes; Mytilinidiales; Mytilinidiaceae. The transcript is spliced from 5 exons. Gene Ontology annotation, molecular function: FAD binding. The record is from RefSeq and is a predicted model, not a curated record.